Messenger RNA from Lottia gigantea (owl limpet), 317 nucleotides. RefSeq lists its product as hypothetical. Gene Ontology annotation, cellular component: ribosome; cytosolic large ribosomal subunit. The record is from RefSeq and is a predicted model, not a curated record. Gene Ontology annotation, biological process: protein-RNA complex assembly; translation. Bases 51 to 296 code for a protein of 81 amino acids. NCBI's taxonomy places the organism in Eukaryota, Metazoa, Mollusca, Gastropoda, Lottiidae. The transcript has 5 exons. Gene Ontology annotation, molecular function: structural constituent of ribosome.
CGAUCCUUCAGGUGUACAAUCAAAUAUUGAUUUGCACCGAAAAAGGCAAAAUGCCUAAACAGAUAAAAGAGAUCAAGGAUUUCUUACUAACAGCAAGACGAAAGGAUGCUAAUUCUGUUAAAAUAAAGAAGAACAGAUAUAAUGUUAAAUUCAAGGUUCGAUGUAGUCGUUAUCUCUAUACACUGGUUAUUCAAGACCGAGAAAAGGCUGAUAAAUUACGUCAAUCUUUACCCCCAGGUUUAGCAGUAAAAGAAUUAAAGACAAAAGAAAAACCUCAAAGCAGCAAAAAAGAUUAAAUAAAAAAAAAUGUAAAUUAU